Molecule: messenger RNA, 8002 nt
Organism: Pristis pectinata (smalltooth sawfish)
Lineage: Eukaryota; Metazoa; Chordata; Chondrichthyes; Rhinopristiformes; Pristidae
Gene: tdrd6a
Product: tudor domain containing 6
Source: RefSeq, a predicted model, not a curated record
GCCUGGGGUUCUGGCGCCGUAUUUGAAUGUGUUCCCAUUGUCCGCGUGGGAACGUUCGAACCCGAUUCAACCAAUAACGGCCGCCCGCACGUGACCGUCUCUUCUUUAUGAGUCAAAACAGCGGCGAGGCGGCACAGCAGACGGAGGCGGCAGCAGCGAUGAGCUCGACGGGCGGGUUACCGCCCACGGGCGCCUGUCUUGCUCUCCGGGUAACUCGGGUGGACCCACCCCGACCCGGCUCCGUGUUGGUCAGGCUGUGGGGCCGUUUCCAGCAGCGCGAAAGGCAGCCCGAGUACCAGCGGCUGCACAGCGAGAUACAGACCUGGGCCAAGGCCGUCCGGCUGGGUGGCGGCCCCGGCCGCGGUGUACCCGCCCCUCCGCUGGAGACCAACGAGCGCUGCUUAGCCGAGAUCUGCGGCGAGUGGCACCGCGCUCGAGUACUGAGCCGGGUGGGUGACGACUACACCGUCUUCACGCUGGACGAAGGACGGGCACUACCGGUCCGAGCCCGCAGCCUGGACCGAGGUAAGAAGGAGUUCUUCCAGCUGCCGCCCGAGGUGGUCUGCUGCAUCCUGGCCAACUUGGUGCCGGCCACCGGCCUGGGAGCCGCCGCCCAGGAGGAAGAAGAGAGGCGCCCACAGCCAGCGCCGCAGGACAGCAGUAGCAGCGGCGGGGGGGAGGAAGAGUCGCAGGAGGACGAAGGGGGCAGCAGCAGCGAGCGAGGGGAGGAGGAGGAGGAGGAGGAGGAGAAACAGCGUGAGGUGGGCGCCGGGCGGCGAGGGGGCGGGGCCGGCGCUGCCGCCGCCGUCUCCUGGCCGCCGGGGGCGCUGUCCUUAUUCCGCGCGCUGCAGGGGCGCACGCUGGACACGAGGGUGGAGGCGGUGCUGCCCCACCGCCUGGUGCUGGUGGAGGUGGCGCGCCUGUCGCGGCGGCUGCGCCAGCUGGGCCUGGCCCGCCCCAUCGACGCCGGCGCCUUCCGCCUGCUGGUCGAGGUGUCCACGUCGCGGCCCAGCGCCGCGCUGCGCAAGGAGCGCCUGAGCCUGCUGCCCCCGCCGCCGCCCUCCUCUGCCGCCAGCGCGCCCGGCCAGGGGGCCGAGGCCCCGCCGCCGCCCAGCGAAGCGGGCUACAGCCUCAACUACUUCUACCCACUGCUACAGCUCGGCGAGACGGUGGCGGUGAGGGUGACCCACGUCCGUUACCCCGACCGCUUUUUCUGCCAGCUGAGGUGCCACUGCCCCGAGCUGGAGCGGCUGCACGACAGCAUGCACCGCUACUACGAGGGUGGGCGCGCAGCCGAGGCGCCGCGCAAGCUGGGCACUCCCUGCGCGGCCAAGAGCACCGACGGCCGCUGGCACCGCGCCCUCAUCCAACACACGCUGGCGGACGGUGUGCUGGAGGUCUUCUACGUCGACUACGGCGACCGCGAGGUGGUGCCGGCCCGCGCCGUGCGCCGCCUCAGCCCCGGCUACUUCAAGAUGCCUGUUGUCACCUACCCAUUCGCGCUGCGCGACGUGUCGGACUACGGCCGCGGCUGGACGGCGCGCCAUGUCGAGCUGCUCAAGUUGCUGAUCCUGCGCAGGGUGCUGCAGGCUAAGGUGGAGUUCUACAACGCAGUGGAAAACGUAUAUUAUGUCACUCUCUAUCAGGAGGAUGGCCCCACCAUCAAUGCUGCUUUUUGCGCCCAAGCCGAGGGGCUUCUCUCUGGGUAUUACAUCGAGGAAAGAGGAAUAGGACGCGAUUGCCAGAAACUGAAUGCUCUUCAAUGCGGUGGUGACUAUCUCAUUGGGGACAAGAGGAUAGAAGGAGUCUCGAAAGUCAAGGAUCGCAUCUCUCUACUCAAGAAUGCAAAUCUGAAACUGAACGCAUUUUACGAUGUCCUGGUUGAAUUUGUGAAAAAUCCUUCAGAGUUUUGGAUUCGAACCAUGGAGACAGCCAGUGAGUUUGAAAAGCUCAUGAAUAGCAUUGCCAAAAAAUAUCGACAUUUGGGUCGAAAUGAAGGAUUGGUAAAGAAGCCGGAACCUGGUUUGUUGUGUUGUGCUAAAUUCAAGGCUGAUAACUUGUUUUAUAGAGCUGUUAUUACAGAGAUUCUUGAUGGUCAGUUCAGGGUUUUCUUCAUUGAUUAUGGAAACAUGGAAAUCGUGGGUUGGCAUGAUGUUAAGGCCUUACUUCCAGAAUACCGAAAACUUCCUGCUUUAGCAAUUAAGUGCUGCCUUGCUGACUUGGUUCCUAAAGAAGAAAUUUGGAGUAGAGAAGCUAUUGCCUAUUUUGAAAAGGCAGUGUUUGAAAAACAUCUUGUAGUGCAUGUAUUGGAGAAGGAAAUGGACAAAUAUUUGAUUGAACUGCUAGACGUGGAAGAUGAAGGGGGUUACGCUGAUCGUCAAGACCAUAGAGUCUCAGACUUCAGUUCGAAGAAUUCUGAUGUAUUGGGCCAUUCAUGCAAUCUGCAUUCAUUUGGAGAAAUGUUUGGUAGAAGCAAAAUAGACAAAUUUGAGCAAAGGCCAAUGACUCCUGAUGUAGUUAAGCCAUUCACAGAUUACUGUGGUACAGCAGCACUGGGCUCGUGUGAUUCUCUAAUCUCAUUACUUUCUGGUCAGGGAGAAUUUGAAGGUAAUACUAGAACAGAAAUGAUGGAAUCGGUAAUUACAGAAUCUCCCUAUAAACAAGAAUAUCUUAAAGUGGGAAGCACAGUAGAUGUGCAAGUUUCUUACAUUGAUGAGCCUGGCGACUUUUGGUGCCAAAUGACUAAAAACACACAUGAAUUGAAGAUACUAAUGAGUAAAAUACAAGAAUAUUACAACACACAUAAUGAUCAAUUUCAGCCUGGUCAAUCUGCUUGUAUUGUAAAGUACUCUGAAGAUGGCAAAUGGUAUAGAGCAUUGGUCCUUGGAAAAGUGAUUUUGAUGGAAGUGGAUGUGUUGUAUAUUGAUUAUGGAAAUAGAGAGAGAGUACCCAUAAGUGAGCUACGUGCAAUAAGACCAGAGUUUCUUCUUUUCAAGGGUCAGGCAUUUAGGUGCAGUCUCUAUAACAUAAUUCAGCCCAUAGGUCCUGAUCCAUUCAUGUGGAAUGAAGAUUCAAUUGCUGCAUUCCAGGAAUUUAUUGAUAAUGCAUUAAGCUUGUACAUGGAGCUGAAAUGCACAGUGUAUGCAUUGACUAGUGUUGCCAAAGGACUCUGUAAUGUUGUGGAUUUGAACACUCCAUUCCAGAGUGCUUGCAGUUUAUUAAUUGAGCGUGGAUUAGCCAAGUUUGUAGGAUCACCUAGUAUUCUUGCCCCAUCAGUAAGCCUUUACACCUAUUACUAUUCAACUCAUGAUGUGAAAAUUGGUAGUGAAGAAGAAAUGUAUGUGAGUCAUGUUGUAAACCCGACAAAAUUCUACUGUCUACUUAGUAGAAACUUGGGUGUUCUAGAUAAACUUGCGGACAAAGUUAAUAAACUCUCCGCUAAAAUGCAAGGCUAUCAUUUUACACAGGGCAUAGACCCUAUCUGUCUUGCAAAAUACACUGAUAAUCGGUGGUAUCGUGCCUUAGCGUGGCCUGUACAAAACAGAAUUCGGGUUUCCUUUGUGGACUAUGGGAACAAACUAGAUGUUGAAAAGAGUGAUUUGCUUCCUAUACCCAACAGUGCAAAAGAUGUUAAAUUCUUACCCAUGCAAGCAAUUAAGUGUGGUUUGUCAGACAUACCAGCUGACUUAUCCCUUGACAUUAUUAUCUGGUUUAAAAAAGCUGUGAUAGAUAAGCCUUUAAAAGCUGUAGUAGUUGCAAAAGAGACAGAUGGAAAACUGAUUGUUGAACUCUAUGAUGGGAACAUGCAAGUUAAUGCAAAAAUUAAAGAACAGCUAAGCUUGCAGGGCACUAAUGAAACAAAAACAAAUGGAACUGUAGGAAGGCAAAAAAAUAAGAGCGAAAAGUCUUACUCUCCCUACUUGGCAAAGAGUGAUCAUGAGUCAUUGCCCCUCAAAAGGUGUGUAAUUGAAGAUCAAAAUGAAGGUUGUGAAACUGAAAAGUUAACCAGAUCUGUGUGCAAGCAGGACAGAUGGAAGAAUAGGGCUGACAUUACUUCACAGACUGAAGAGGCUGGAUUAAAAAGUAUUGCCAACAAAAUGGGUGCAAUGAGUACAAAAGAAUCUUCAGAUAUAAAAUCCAGUGGAGAAAUAGGAGAUCAUAAGUUUGGUGUGUCUGUUGAAAACACUAACUUGAUCACAACAUUGCCUAAGACGAAACACAUUCCUUUGGUACUGAAUGCUGGAUUUAAAAGCAAAGUAUUUGUUUCGCAUGUUGUCAGCCCAUCUCACUUUUUUGUUCAGCUUUCCCAAAAUGAAGACAAAAUAAAAGCAAUGGAAAAAAAGUUAAAUGAAUGUAAUAUAAAUGAUAGAAGUGUUGGAAGCUUUCAGAUCGGAGAUGUAGUGUGUGCAGAGUUCCCUGAAGAUGGCUCUCAAUAUAGAGCUAUUAUAACUGAAACUCACAGUGAUUUAUUUUCAGUGGAAUAUAUAGAUUAUGGUAACACAGCAAUGGUUGAUGCUUCAAAAAUCUUUUCUCUUCCAAAUGAUUGCUUGGAAGUUCAGCGACUUAGCAUACCUUGCUCUCUUGCUGGAUUUCAGGAUGCAACUUUCAUAGAAAACAAAGUAAUACUAUCUGAAUUUAUAAAGAGAACAAAUAAAACUAGAUUACUGUGUGAAUUUGUACAACAGUUUGGACAUCUGUGGGAGGUUCACCUCUACGAUGACCAGAGGCUCUUGGCUGACUUUUUGACAGGCUCUGUAAUUAAAAGUGGUUUACAGUGUUCUCGACAAUUGACUGAAUAUCCUGUAAUUGAUGUAAGACCUGCUUCAAAGUUCACUGUGUACGUUCUUGCAGUGAAGUCUCCUCAGCAAUUUUGGUGUCAGUUUAAGACAACGGCAGAUGACAUUUUUAUUGAAUCACAGAAAACUGAAUAUGAACAUCAUAAAUUUCAGUUCAAAGAUGACUUUACUCUGGAGGCUGGUAAUUUAUGUAUGGUGAAAAGUAAAGAUCACAAUAACUGGGCUACUUGUGAAAUCGUGCAAGUUCUUAAUGGAAGUGUUGAAGUACUCUUUCUGAAGGAUGGUAUUAAGGAAGAAGUAAAAUGUGAAGAGAUAAAAGAAGUAACACCUAAAUUUGUUUUGACUUAUGAAUGCAAGUUGUCUGGUUUGGUUCCAGUUGAUGGAACUAGCUGGUCUGAAAAAGCCAUUGAAAUCUUUAAAACUUCAGUUUUGCACAAAACUGUAACUGUGAAAGUGAUCAGUGUUUCUGAGGACAAUAUAUUAGAAGUGGCUAUAUAUGAGAACUUGGAAAAUGUUAUGAGAAAUAAAUUAACUGCUUUAGGACUUGGUGUUGAGAAACUGAACGAGAGUUCAUCUAAUACAGUCAGCUUUGGACGUUACAUCAGAAAAAAUCCUUUAAUGGGACAAACUAUUGAAGGAUAUAUCACAGCAGUGGAAAGUCCUAGCUAUUUCUGGUGUCAAUAUUCAAUGCCUGAAAUUCAGAUGCUUUCUAAAAAGGUGCAAGAAGUUGGCGUACUUAGUAUUACAAAUAGAGAAUUACUUUCCAGCAUUUCAAUUGGUGAUGGUUGUGUUUGUAAAUAUUCUGAAGAUGAGCUCUGGUACAGAGCUGAAGUAAAAAAUAUAAAUGGAAGCCUGCUUACCUUGCAAUAUGUUGACUAUGGGAAUGAAGAUGAUGUUGUACUAGAGCAAGUUAAAAGGAUACCCAAAGAGCUGCUGAAGAUUCCUACUCAAUGUUUUCCAUGUUGCCUUUAUGGGUAUGAUUUGUCAAAAGGUUCUUGGAAAGAUGGUGCAGUGGAUGCACUUCUUCAAUUUUCAGAUGAGUUGUUAAAUGUUUCUGUGGUAGAAAGUGAAUAUGGAAACAUUGGUGCUCCAAUUUUAUCGUAUGUCCAAGUCCAAUAUGCUGGUGGUACAAUUAAUGAUGUAGUGAGAGACUUGUGGAAUCCUCAUAAUGGAAGUGAUCAGAUGUAUGAAAAUCCAUUAAGUGCUGAGCAGCUAACUCCUGUGCAGUCAAACCCUGGAGGCCUAAAUGCAGAAGAAAAGCUAUUGAUACAGCCUACACCUUUGAAGGUAUCAAAUAAAGAUAACUCUAUCCUCAUUGCACAGAGUGAAAAUGAAGAAAAGGUGAAUACUAAAAUUCCACUAGUACGUGUAAAAGAGAGUGAGUGCAUAAUUAAUGUUCAGUGUAUUGAGCUGUCUCCAGUAGUGGAUAGUAUGACCAAUGGAAUAGAAGUGCUAAAAACUUCAAAGAUGCAUGAACUUGCUGAGCUUGCUUCAAUUCCUGCUGAGGAAAAUACUAAUAAUGUCCAUUCAAGACCAGCUAAAGAAGUAUCUUCAAUGGAGAAUCGUGUGAAUGAAAACACUUCAAACCAGCAGCCUGAAUGUGCAAAUCUUAAAGAGCCAUUCUCCCUAGAACAAGAAACAAUCAAAGUAUGUGAAGAUUUGCAGGGUUCCAUGCAGUCUAUUGAUCUGUAUGAAGAGAUUUUUAAAUGCCACCAUGAUCAGCCUUUUACUGAGGAGAUUGGUGAUGAUUCUAUGACCCGUAUUCUCAUAUCCCAUGAUGAUGAUGAUGAGGAUUACUAUGAAGAUCACUAUGAAGAUCAGAAUUUAUCAGAAGCCCAAGUUGACAGCAGUUUGGAUGAACAGUUUGAGACAGGCAUUGGGUUAAAUAUCUGCUUGGAAGAAGAAAACAAAAUUCCAUCUGGUGCAAGUCUCGGUGUUAUGAAUGAAGAAUCAUCCUCAUUGAUCCUUCAAUCUGAAUUUGAACUUGCACACCAGGUGCAUCAAUGUGAGAAUGAACAUCAGGACACCAAGUCAAGCUGCUCUAAUAACGGUAUGGAUGUCUCUGAGAAGGAAAUGGUUGUUUCUGAAGUUCAUUGUGAGAAAGAUGAUGGUCAAACUGUACCUUCCAUUACUGACAUUAAACUGGAUAAAGAACAAUUAAUCCAUGGCACCAAUACUGAGGUUACAGACACUGUACUUCCUUCUACUAAAUCGGAUGUUGCAUUGCUUGAACACUUCAUAGAUCAAAAACACAGACUUCAAUUGAUGCCUUUUGUUACACUCCCAGCAUCAGAAAAAAUAAGUAAGUUUGAAAAUUUGUCGGACUCAAAUUUGGAAGCUAAUGUUUGCAUGACAGAAGGCAAAUCUGUGGAUUUACUCCAUUAAUGGUCAUCAGAUAUCUGAGGAAGAUCCAUAACAAAUGUACUGAUUCCUACUUCUGAAGAUUUUUGUUAAAAUACUAUGGUUACAAUGCUGGGAAAUGAGCAGAAUUUUUCCAUUUAAUCCCUGUUUCUCUACUGAUUUUAAAAGGUAAAUUUAAAGGAUGUUGUGGUCUCUAAUGAACCCUCAAGUCUUAAAUACAGAAACUGCUCUAGUACUUGACGUAGUUGAUCAGGAGCCUAGAAAAGAGAUGAAUCAUAUAGUUGUUUUGGGUAGAUGUGGUAUUUCAUCCAAUGGAAGGUUUAAGUUUAGGAUUCAAACAUGCAUUCAGUUGACUUGGUAAACUAGUUUUUAUUUUACUUUUCAUGAUGCUUAAAUCGUGGGUGAGGGGUAUGGGAAAAUAGAGCAAUAGCAAAGAGUGAGUCUUUUUAACAGGUAUGGAGCCUGUUGCAUGGAAUGUAAAGGUUAAUGCUGGUACCAGUCAGUUGGAAAAUUACCAUAUUUCAUCUAUAAUGAACAGAGAAACUUCAAGUUGUCAAAAAAAAUAACCUAUUAAGCAGACAUUAAAUGUAGUGAAUCUUGCUGAAACCUGAUCAGUAUGCAAGAACAUCAAUGCCUUUUGAAUUGUUUCUGUAUGUAUAUUGCAGCCAAGAAAAGUAAUCACCCAUGGUUCCUGGAAAAAGUCCUUUUACAAAUUCUAAAUUAUGGAUUAUAAUGCAAGUCAACUACAGCCUAGAACCCAAAAGGAUGUUUCCAGCACUGACAUCAAAAUAUUUGUGUACACUGCAACCUGCUUAAAAGAAUGUUCAAUUAAAGUGACAAAUAAA